This is a messenger RNA of Penicillium maclennaniae, 1272 nucleotides long. RefSeq lists its product as uncharacterized. Lineage: Eukaryota; Fungi; Ascomycota; Eurotiomycetes; Eurotiales; Aspergillaceae. The record is from RefSeq and is a predicted model, not a curated record. Gene Ontology annotation, molecular function: alpha-mannosidase activity. Gene Ontology annotation, biological process: oligosaccharide catabolic process; mannose metabolic process. The transcript has a single exon. Gene Ontology annotation, cellular component: fungal-type vacuole membrane. The coding region runs from base 1 to 1272 and encodes 423 amino acids.
AUGGUAGCCAAUUCCAUAAUUGAUGCAUUCAUUGCUGGCGAUGGAAGCCAAGAGUCAAUCCUUGAAGCCCGCAAGAUUGCUCAAAAAUAUCUCGGUGACAAAGUCGAUUCGACGGACGUUUAUAAGACUGAUACGCAGCCGAUUGUGUACGCCAUCGGUCAUUGCCAUAUCGAUACCUGCUGGCUUUGGCCCUGGGCUGAGACCAAGCGCAAGGUCGCUCGAUCAUGGUCCAACCAGUGUGACUUAAUGGAACGCUACCCCGAGCAUCGCUUUGCUUGCUCCCAGGCACAGCAGUUCAAAUGGCUGAAGCAAUACUAUCCAAGUGUCUUUGACCGUGUCAAGCGCUGGGUCAAGAAGGGUAACUUCCAGCCGAUUGGUGGUAGCUGGGUCGAGCACGAUACCAACCUACCGAGUGGAGAGUCACUGGUGAGACAGUUUCUCUACGGCCAGCGAUUCUUUGAAAGCCACUUUGGAAAGCGAUCCACCACUUUCUGGCUGCCAGAUACAUUUGGUUACUCCACCCAGAUUCCUCAAAUUUGUCGCCUUGCUGGCAUGAGCCGAUUCUUGACCCAAAAGCUCAGCUGGAACAAUAUCAACAAUUUCCCUCAUACUACCUUCCAAUGGGUUGCGUUGGACGGUAGCCAGGUGAUGUGCCACAUGCCUCCCGCGGAAACAUACACCGCCGAAGCCCACUUUGGAGACCUGAAACGCAGCGUCACCCAGCACAAGUCCAUGGAUAAGGACAAGACUUCUCUGCUGGUCUUCGGCAAGGGUGACGGUGGUGGUGGCCCGACCUUUGAGCACUUGGAGAAAUUGCGCCGAUGCCGCGGUCUUAGUGACAAAAUUGGUACACUCCCACGAGUGAAGAUGGGAGAGUCCGUCGACGACUUCUUCGACAAGCUGGAGGCAAACGCCACAGAUGGUACUGACUAUGCUACUUGGUAUGGCGAGCUCUACUUCGAGCUGCACCGGGGCACCUACACCACGCAGGCGAAUAACAAGCGCAACAACCGCAAGUCCGAAUUUUUGCUGCGCGAAAUUGAGCUCUUGGCUACCCUUGCUACCCUCCGUGGCUCUGACAAGGGGUACAAUUAUCCCAAGGAGCAAAUUGACGAGAUGUGGGAAGGUGUUCUGCUGUGCCAGUUUCACGACUGCUUGCCCGGUAGCUCAAUCGAGAUGUGCUACGACGACUCAGACAAACUUUACGCUGAGAUUUUCAAGACCGGCAUUAGACUGCGCAAAGAUGCUCUCGCCGCUUUUGGGAAUUACUAG